GUUUAUAAUCUAUGCUUUCAACGAACUUCAUUAUUCUGUUGUUCCUGAUUAUUUGGAGCAAAUUUGGAAUAGUCUCUUCGUAUUUUUUUUCUACAUUCUACAGCAAUCUAUUAUUUAUACUGCAUCCUUCUGCGGUGUAUCGGAAGAAUGUCUACGAAAUCCUCGGUGGAUUUGCGAGCGGAGCUGGCGGAAUUAGUAAAACGCAAAGCCGAAAUCGCAGAUACAUUAGCCAACUUAGAACGUCAAAUAUAUGCCUUUGAAGGAAGCUAUUUAGAAGAUACGCAAUUGUAUGGAAACAUAAUCAGAGGUUGGGAUAGGUAUUUAGCAAGCAACAAAAAUACUAAUAGUAAAGCAGACAAACGUAACAGAAAAUUUAAAGAGGCUGAGAGAUUAUUUUCUAAAUCAUCAAUUACAUCUAUGGCAGCAGUUAGCGGACUUGUAGAGAAUACACAAGAAAAAAUUGAACGAUACAGUGAAUCGGAAUCUCAAAUUGGAAAUAGCGGAAGCGAGGACAAUUGCAACUUUGGCAAUUCAAAUGCAAUCUCUUCUAGCAAUAAUAAAGAAGCUAGCGGGAAAAAUCAUACUAAUAUACAAAGUGGAUAUGCGCAAAAUAAUGGCACUCUUAACAAUUCGGACAAUGCUUUGAUCCAAUUUACAAAUGGAUCAAUGUCCAAUGGAAAUUUAGAACACAUUACGAUACCUGUGAAAGAGUGUCACAGUAAUAGCAAAGACUCGAAUAAAACUAAAUCUACAAAUAGCGCGAAAAAGAAUAGCAAUAAAAGAUCUAGGAAUAGGUAGAAAUUCUUCUAAUUAUACAUAAUGUAUUAAUGACACGUUCAUUGACUCUUUGUUACAUGGUAUUAAGCGAUACAAGCAUUGCACCUGUCAUUUGACAAGUCUAGAGAUAUUAGCUUUAAGAAUCUUUUCAUUUAUAAUAUAUUCAUUAGGUUCAUAUAUUUGGUGCAUAAUAUCUGACAAUGAAACGUAUUAGGAAAGCGAUUUAGAUAUUCGCUUUUGUAUAUAACAAACAAAACAUUUCCAUUUUAACUUAAACUGUAUUAAGAAUAUGAUUAAGUUAAUACAUUUUAUCUUACGCGUUAAUAAAUUAAUAAAUUUAUAUUACAUGUAUAUGUAUUAAUAAGCAAAUUAGCAUG
Molecule: messenger RNA, 1154 nt
Organism: Nylanderia fulva
Lineage: Eukaryota; Metazoa; Arthropoda; Insecta; Hymenoptera; Formicidae
Gene: Eaf6
Product: chromatin modification-related protein EAF6/MEAF6
Cellular component (GO): histone acetyltransferase complex
Source: RefSeq, a predicted model, not a curated record